GUUGAAGUUAUUAUUCGCUUUGUCCGGUUUUUUGCUGACUUGAAACUGCUGUAUUUCUUCAUGCAUCGUUCCUUACAAACACCCACUCGCCAUUGUUGCAAAAAAAUUGAAAACUUCAAGAACAGUGAGACAAAAGAAUGAAAACACUUGGAUGAAGGGCAGAAAAAAGCACAAAACUUCCGCUUGAUUAUUAAAAGUAAAAUGAAGUUCCUGGGGAAGUUUUCCCCAAUGAAGCGCCACUGGGAAAGUUAGCGUAUGUGCAAAGCGGGAGUUCAUCUGGAUUGGCGAUCUUUACAGUCAGUCCCGGUUUGGCCGUCGCCCCAAAAUGUCCCAGACGCCCGAUUUCCCCCCCGUAAUCGAUCUGAACGUUGGAGGAGUUGUAUACACAACAACGUUGAAAACGCUAACCAGCCAUCCGAACUCGAAACUCUUCGGCAUUUUCACCGGCUCGGAACCAGUGGAGAAGGACUCCAAAGGGCGAUUUUUCCUGGACAGGGACGGCGUUCUCUUCAGAUACGUUCUGGAUUUUCUACGAGACGGCACCAUCCUGCUGCCCUACUGCUUCCGUGAGAAGGAAAGACUGAAAAACGAGGCAGAAAAGCUCCUUCUGCAGGGCUUGGUGGAAGCCAUCACCAGCGAGAACCGAGUGAAGCCACCAGGUGUAAUAACGGUGGGCUACAGAGGAAGUUUCCAGUUCGGGAAAGACGGACUGGCCGAAGUGAAGUUCCGGAAGUUGUCCCGAAUUUUGGUCAGUGGCAGGGUGGCGCUUUGCCGGGAAGUUUUCGGGGAAACUUUGAACGAGAGUCGGGAUCCAGAUCAUGGCCAGUUGGAGCGCUACACUUCCAGAUUCUUCCUCAAACAUUCGUUUCUGGAGCAGGCGUUCGACAUGCUGGUGGAGCAGGGAUUUAAAAUGGUGGGAAGUUGCGGCUCUGGGACAUCUGGAGGAUCAUCGGACUUGAAACCGGGCGUCGACGCCGAGGAGAACAGAUGGAAUCAUUACAAUGAAUUCGUCUUCGUGCGAGACUAACUGCCUGAACGAAUUUAUUAGGAUCGAAUUUUUUUCUACUCUUCAUCUGGAACAUCUUCGCUUUCAACGAAUCAUCCGAUAUCAUCAUCAACUAGUUUCCCAACUGUGUAUGCUCGAAUCUACGUAAUAUACCGAGCAGUUUCUUGCUGUUUUUUGUUGA
This is a messenger RNA of Dendroctonus ponderosae (mountain pine beetle), 1187 nucleotides long. RefSeq names its product BTB/POZ domain-containing protein KCTD12 (gene Ktl). The coding region runs from base 326 to 1027 and encodes 233 amino acids. The record is from RefSeq and is a predicted model, not a curated record. Gene Ontology annotation, biological process: protein homooligomerization. NCBI's taxonomy places the organism in Eukaryota, Metazoa, Arthropoda, Insecta, Coleoptera, Curculionidae. The transcript is spliced from 4 exons.